Molecule: messenger RNA, 1146 nt
Organism: Exophiala bonariae
Lineage: Eukaryota; Fungi; Ascomycota; Eurotiomycetes; Chaetothyriales; Herpotrichiellaceae
Exons: 1
Coding region: 1-1146 (381 amino acids)
Source: RefSeq, a predicted model, not a curated record
AUGACCGAUACCAUGUAUCCCGACGAAGUUCUCGCAAACUUGGUGCAGGCCGCGACGGUGCUAGCCGACGAACAGAAUGCGAGUCCGUCGUCACUAGGCAAGCGGAAACGAGAUGAUGAUGGCCCUCAGACUGCGCGCAGCACCGCCAAUUCGCUGGCUGGGGAAGCGCACGAAUCUGAAGAAGGUUCUCACCCUCCUCAACUACAGAGUUCUGCGUCCGUUUUGUUUCGGGAGCCUUCGAGUAAGAGUCGGAAGUACAGUAGACCACCUCUCGGGAAGGUCUUCACUUCAUUACAACUUGCUCCAGAGAAUUUCCUGCGCCUUCAGAAUGCCGCCAAGGCCUACAUGCUGGAUGAAGCGCACCCUGAACGCAGGGAUGUGGUUGGGCAUAAGAAACAUAUGGGCGGCGCUGACGUUGCAAAACUGAAUCUUUGGCGUGUCGUGGAGGAAUUCUUGACAAAACAUGGGUUUGGAGCCAAGUUCUUCGGCCCUGGAGUUGGAGCAGGAAUUCCCGGAGCGCCUCAAAGAAGCCUUACAUGGCCACAAGAUAGUCAGUCUAUCAUCAAAUUGAUGAUGCCGUUGAUGAGAAAGAUGGUCACAAACGAGCGUCAACGUGUUUAUGCAGCGACUAGUAGAAAGGGUGGCUCUGCAAUCCCAGGUGAAAAGGCAGAUUCCCCCUUUGACGUCGGCGAUUCUAUCAUGUCCACAGAGAAUGAAGCGCUCUCUUCGCCACGUCCAACGGAAGCCGCCACCCUGCCAGAGGUCACAAGUACGAAUCCAGCUGAGCAACCCACGCAAUCUCCGAGUGCAACACAGCAAUUGAAUACGGCAUUCAAACAAUCCAUUAUUCUCUAUGUGAAUGUAGUCUCCAACACCGGCGGUGCGUUGAGAAGAGAGAUCCCUCGCUUCACACUCACUCCAGAUUCUGCGCCCAGUCUCGCGGCCUUGAUCGCCGAGGUCGAACAGAGAUACAAGAGACCACCACCCCAAGAUACUUCCAUGGAACCUAAAGCGCCAAUUAUCAAGGUGUGGCUGACUGACGGAUUGGUGACGGUUGCAGAAGAUGGCGAAUGGAUGGUAGCACUUUUGAGCGCAGGUGUGGUUGACUGGAUGGACGGUGAGAUCAGGGUUUUGAUUGAGGUUUGA